Molecule: messenger RNA, 993 nt
Organism: Trichoderma asperellum CBS 433.97
Lineage: Eukaryota; Fungi; Ascomycota; Sordariomycetes; Hypocreales; Hypocreaceae
Biological process (GO): regulation of transcription by RNA polymerase II
Cellular component (GO): CCAAT-binding factor complex; nucleus
Molecular function (GO): RNA polymerase II cis-regulatory region sequence-specific DNA binding; DNA-binding transcription activator activity, RNA polymerase II-specific; protein heterodimerization activity
Source: RefSeq, a predicted model, not a curated record
CGACGUAUCGGGCAAGCAUUACCUCUGCGACGUGGCCAGGGGGACACAUCAUCGCGAAACCUCCCGAACUGUACCAACCCGAAGAUUAUACAAGACGCUAGCAGCCGCUGCAGGUAGCCAAAUAUGUCCGACUCCCCUCAAUCUCCUCCAAAGGAUGUCGACCAAGGUGCACAGUCACCCGACGAAGAGCAAAUGAAUGAUAACCAGGAUCCCCACUCAGCCGGAGGGGCUGGCUACGAGUUUGAAGGUGUUAAGGAGCAAGACCGGUGGUUACCUAUAGCCAAUGUUGCCCGAAUUAUGAAGAAUGCCCUUCCUGAUAAUGCCAAAAUUGCAAAGGAGGCAAAGGAGUGCAUGCAGGAGUGUGUUAGCGAGUUUAUCUCCUUCAUCACUAGCGAAGCAUCCGAAAAAUGCCAACAGGAAAAGCGCAAAACCGUCAAUGGAGAGGAUAUUCUAUUCGCCAUGACUUCCCUAGGUUUCGAAAACUAUGCUGAAGCUCUCAAAGUGUAUCUGUCAAAGUACCGCGAACAACAAAAUCAAUCGAACCGAGAGCGCGUCUUGGAGAACAACAACAAUAACUGGGGGAAUCCCAUGAUCCCUGGCGAAAAAGCUGAGCCUGGCGCAGCCGGUGCCGAGUAUGCCGCUCCCGAAGCAGCGAAUCCCGCUGAAGGCGCUACCGACCCGAACUACAUGUACGCUUCCCAUGCCGGUCAUAAUGGAGCAGGUGCUGGCGAAGGCUACUAGAAUGCCUUUGCUGGUGGGCUGAGACUGGGCUAGUUGACAGCUUAAGCCGACGGCAGUUGGUUGAGCUCCUCCUCCUAUUGUCAGAGAUUAUAUAGGCCUUGGUCUUCGAGGUGACUUCUGGAUCUCGCAUGACUACAGGGGCCAUAGCUCUCAUCUCAAAACGCGACAUGUAAAAGUAUCAUUACGAAUACUUGGCUUAUCUGACUUGGAGUUUACAACAUUAUCGGCGUAUAUGAAGUCUCAAAGGACUGG